Molecule: messenger RNA, 1179 nt
Organism: Cutaneotrichosporon cavernicola
Lineage: Eukaryota; Fungi; Basidiomycota; Tremellomycetes; Trichosporonales; Trichosporonaceae
Exons: 1
Coding region: 1-1179 (392 amino acids)
Source: RefSeq, a predicted model, not a curated record
AUGCAAGACCAAACACCUAUACCAACCGCCUCAUCGGCCAAGCGCGCCCUUCCUGAGGCCAACAUGACCAUUUCGUGGCCGCCAGAACCCGCGAAGCGACAGUUCAAGAGAACCCUCUCCGCGCCACCGCGUGUCACCAUCGACCACCUCGCCUUUCCGCACAUUGUCGAGCGGAUCCUUCGUCAUGCCGACACAGACGCCCUCCUAGCGAUGCGCGGAGCAUCGCGCGCGUAUCGCGAGGAAGUGGAUGCCCGGCUGUUCCGACACGUUGUAGUCGGCUCGGACAUGACAACCUCCGACCAAGGGCUCUACGUCACCGUACCGGGUCCGCGAGGUCCAGCAAAACCGCUGCUGCGCUGGCGUGCGCGAGAGGCUCCACCUCCACGGAUCGCGGGGGCGCGCACACUGUCUCUCACCAACAUUGAGGCAUGGGAGUCCAACCUUUACUCCACCAAAACCGCUGACCUCGUAUCUACCCUCGCGACCCAUGCACCGAAUCUCGAUCUCAUCCGCAUCUCCAACACCCAACUGCACCUCCGGUACUCCAAGUUUCUGGCGAGCGCGCCCGGCGCACGGACCCUCGUGUGCAUCGGCGCAAUAGCCCACGACGACCCCUGCUCGGUUAAUCGUUGCGGAAGCGGCAUCUGGGUUGAGGCGCCAACGUUGCCUCUCGGCCUGCGCCGCUUCGUCCUCACCAUACCCUACGAGCCCGACUUUGCGUACCGACAGGACCUCGUCGGAUUAUUCGGGACACACGUCCCGGGUCUGCGCGAGGCCGUCAUCAUCCUCGCCAACGCCAACGCCCCGCACUUCAAACAACCCCCCGGCCGCCGGCGCUCGCGCCGCCUGACGCCCGCCGCAGCGUACGCGAACCGCCUGCCCAACUUCAGCUUCUUGCGCACGAUCAUCAACGAGGUCCGCCGCGCUGACCGCGGUGUACAGUGGACGCUUGUCGGCGUCGCUGCCUUCCUUGACGAGAUGGACUGCACCCCGACGCCCACGGUCGACGAGUUCGAGGCAUACAUCGACACGAAGCUCGAGGAGACGUGGCGCACGCGCGUCACGCUCGUCGACCCCGCGGAGUAUGCGCUGCGUGUAGGACACCGUCAGUUCGAGCUCGAGGCCCGCCAUCCUGAGGAUGGGGGUGUGCGAGGGCGGUGCAGCCAGUCGAGCUGGUAG